AUGCGUGCAGGCACGUUUAAAGCGCCCGCCACAGGUCCUCUGCUCCAGCGGGAAGAGAGUCCCGCUGCCUCGCCGCCCGACCCCGAGCCUCCGAGCGUCCUGGUCCCCGACAGCAACCGCGAGGGCGCGAGCGUGUCUCCAGGACGCCAGGCGCGGCCCCCGGGGCCGUGCGUGCCGCCCGGGCUGGCGGAGGCGCUGAGCGCGCUGGGACUGGCGGGAGAGCGCGAGUACGCUGGGGACAUCUUCGCCGAAGUCAUGGUGUGCCACGCGCUGCCCCGGAGGGCCCUGCCCCGCGCUGUGACCCCGGAGAUGCGCGCGCUCGUGGUGGACUGGCUGAUCCAGGUGCACGAGUACCUGGGCCUGGCGGGGGACACGCUCUACCUGGCGGUGCACCUGCUCGAUUCCUACCUGCGCGCCGGCAGAGUGCGCCUCCAGCGCCUGCAGCUGCUGGGCGUGGCCUGCCUGUUCGUGGCCUGCAAAAUGGAGGAAUGCGUGCUUCCCGAGUGUGCCUCCCUCUGCCUCCUGGGCGCUGGCUCCUUCUCGCGGGCCGAACUCCUGCGCGCAGAGCGCCGCAUCCUGAGCCGCUUGGAUUUCCGGCUGCACCACCCGGGCCCUCUACUCUGCCUCGGGCUCCUCGCCGCGCUGGCCGGGAGCAGCCCCCAGGUGACGCUCUUUGCCACCUAUUUUCUGGAGCUGUCUCUGCUGGAGGCCGAGGCAGCGGGAUGGGAGCCGGGUCGGCGCGCAGCUGCGGCGCUGAGCCUGGCGCAUCGCUUGCUCGACGGGGCGGGCUCCGGCCUGGAGCCGGCGCUUUACAGGUAUGGCUCCAGGGACCUACAUUCCUGGUCAGUCUUUAUUUUUUUACUUAAAAAAAAAAAUUUUUUUUUUAAUGUUUAUUUUUGAGAGAGAGACAGA
Leopardus geoffroyi (Geoffroy's cat) is the source of this 912-nucleotide messenger RNA. RefSeq names its product cyclin P (gene CCNP). The transcript is spliced from 6 exons. The record is from RefSeq and is a predicted model, not a curated record. Bases 1 to 900 code for a protein of 299 amino acids. Lineage: Eukaryota; Metazoa; Chordata; Mammalia; Carnivora; Felidae. Gene Ontology annotation, molecular function: cyclin-dependent protein serine/threonine kinase regulator activity. Gene Ontology annotation, biological process: mitotic cell cycle phase transition; regulation of cyclin-dependent protein serine/threonine kinase activity. Gene Ontology annotation, cellular component: cyclin-dependent protein kinase holoenzyme complex; nucleus; cytoplasm.